This is a messenger RNA of Neopsephotus bourkii (Bourke's parrot), 2765 nucleotides long. It is a transcript of the gene PKDCC, whose product is annotated as protein kinase domain containing, cytoplasmic. NCBI's taxonomy places the organism in Eukaryota, Metazoa, Chordata, Aves, Psittaciformes, Psittacidae. Bases 94 to 1593 code for a protein of 499 amino acids. Gene Ontology annotation, biological process: protein phosphorylation. The transcript has 7 exons. The record is from RefSeq and is a predicted model, not a curated record. Gene Ontology annotation, molecular function: non-membrane spanning protein tyrosine kinase activity; ATP binding.
AGAGCGAAGGAGAGCGAUAAAAGCCCCUCGGAGCUGGUUCCCGGGGCAGGGGCGAGAGAAGAGGAGCCCGAAAGGCUGGAGAAGCCCGCGGCGAUGAGACGCAGGAAGACGGCGGUGGCGGCUGGCUGCUGCCUCGCCUUCCUCCUGGGCACCCUGCUCAACGUCCUCUUCGUCCCCGGCUCCGAGCACCCGCCGCCGCCCCGCGAAGGGGCACCCCCGUCCCCGCCCGGCGGCCCCCUCUACCCGCCGGAGGAGGAGGAGGAGGAGGACGGCGGCGGCGGUCGGGCCGCCCUGGAGCGGCAGAUCCGGGAGCGCUACGAGGAGGUGCUGCGCUACCGGCAGCAUCGGCCGCUGCGACCGCGGGAGCGGCGCCUGAUGGACCUGGCGCCGCCGCGCACCUCCGCGGAGCAGCCCGGGCCGCGGGGCCGAGCGGCGGCGGCGGCGGGGCCCAGGGCGGGCGCCUCGGCCGAGCUGUCGCUGGAGCCGCCGCUGCUGGGCUGCCGCGACAUCCGCAAUGUCAGCGGCGUGCAGUACCUGGGCUCCGGCUACACCAAGGCGGUCUACAAGGCGGUGCUCAACCGCACGCUGGCCGUGGCGCUGAAGGCGGUGGAUUUCGGCGGGCACGACAUCGCCCGCUGCGUGCGGCAGUUCUCCGCCCUGGGGGACUGCUACCGCCUGGCCGCCUACAAGAUCGUCAAGGAGAUGAUCCUGCUCCAGCGGCUGCGCCACGCCAACGUCCUGCAGCUCUAUGGCUAUUGCUACCAGGACAGCAAUGACAUCCCAGACACACUGACGACCAUCACUGAGCUGGGCUCGCCAUUAGAGAUGAUCCAGCUUUUGCAGACAUCCUGGGAAGACAGAUUUCGAAUCUGUCUCAGCUUAGUUCGGCUGCUGCAUUAUUUGGCUCACUCUCCGCUUGGCUCUGUGACGUUACUGGAUUUUCGGCCCCGGCAGUUUGUGAUCGUGGAUGGGGAGCUGAAGGUCACCGAUCUGGACGAUGCCAGCAUCGAGGAGAGCUCUUGCGCCAGUAACAGCGACUGCUUCAUGGAAUUCCCUGCAAGAAACUUCACCCUGCCCUGUUCAGUUGAGGGGCGGUGUCAGAAUAUGAAUGAAAAGAGGAAUCUCUACAACGCCUACAGGUUCUUUUUCACGUAUCUUCUUCCACACAGCGCUCCAUCCUCACUGAAACCAUUACUGGAUAAGAUAGUCAAUGCAACAGGAGAACUUCACUGGGGCAUAGAUGAGACGGCUGCUCAGCUAGAGAGAGUCUUGGAGCUGUACAAGAGUGGAGAGUACCUGCAGAACACGACCCGCACACCGAAAGCUGAGUACAGACGGGUGCCUGAAGCUGUUAUUCCCGAUGAGAACUACAGAUGCUGGCCGUCGUACCAUCAUAAGGGCUGUCUCCUCUCUGUGUUCGACGUCAAUGAAGCCAUUGAGAUCUGUGAUAGCUACUCCCAGUGCAAAGCUUUUGUCCUUACCAACCAGACAACUUGGACAGGUCGGCAGCUUGUCUUCUUCAAGAUGGCCUCAAACCAUAUCAUGCCUGAUCCUGACAAGAUAACGUAUGUGAAGGUGACAGACUACACCUAAAGUGGCUCCGUCUGCCCUGUGAGUGAUAAGAGCUGUUUGUGUAUAAAUAUAGGCAGCUGUUAGGUAGAAGGUGGCUGUGGCCAGAGGAAUAAUUGCACUAUUACUCAUUCUAAUCUAUAGAGUGCUAAAGAGAACUUUAAAGAAAUAACCUGCAUGACCAGGAUGAAUGUGCAAUAGAACAACGUUUUGAAAAUGUGAUUUUUAUUUUUAUUUCUAUUUUUUUUAAACAAAGCAGAAUACAAAAUAUGAUACACUGUUAGGGAAUCGUUUGGGUUCUGAAUCGGCUGGCAGCUCUGCCUUUUCUGACCAAGGGCAGUGUGACGUUUCUGACCUGUACGUGUGUGUACAGGGACCAGAGUUGUUCAUUUCUAUGGGAAGUCUGUAUCCUCCACGCUGAUGCUUACUUGGGCACAUAAAAUCACAAUGGAGUAACUGAAACGUAUCAGUUUAUAAGCUGAACAGCAAAGGUUACUGAAGACAAUCAGCAUUUGUGUUAACAGCCAUCAGAUAUGCAGUGCCUGCCUCUUGGUCAAAAGGAAGGAAUUGGUUCUGUUUAGAGUUGCAAGACUGUAGCUAAUUUUCAUCUUUGCUUCCAAUGUUAUCAUAAAGUUUCAUUUCUGAUUUAAAAGAGUCGUUUUGUGGGUCUAGCAAAUCACAUCAGCAUAUGAAUAGUCCCACUGAAAAGGUAGGGGCUUACCCCAGUGCUUUACUGAAUAGGGAUAGCCCAAAGCAUAUGCUUACAAUUAAGCCUGUGCUUAAGACUUUUGUUGAAGGGAGUUUGAGUUGUUCAGGAAGCCACAUCUUGGGCAGAGCAGUCCAGCUGGUGGAACAGGACUGGCUGAAUGACUACCUUGCAGUUACUCAUACUUUUUUAUCAUCAAAUCCUUGGUUUUCUAAGGCACCGCUUGCUAAUUCUUAGAAUGAAGGAAGGAAAAUGACCUUAAUAAUGCCGAAUGAAUGCUAGCCUUAACUCUAUAUAAAUGCGUUUUACAGGCAUGGUGUGUCUAGAGAAUUUGCUUUCAGUGAAAGCAAUAAAUGCUGAAGUGACCAAUGUCAUACUGUUUUGUAGAUUGUACAGUCAGGAGGGGAAAAAAAAAGGUGCUUUUGUUUCUCAAAAUGUUUAUUUUUGUAAGAAAAAAAUAAAAGAUAAAUACAAUUUCUUUCAUACUCGA